AUGGCGAGUCGGGAGAAGGCGAGUAUUGCCGGCCACAUGUUCGACGUAGUCGUGAUAGGAGGCGGCAUCUCAGGAUUGUCUGCUGCCAAACUCUUGGCUGAUCAUGGCGUUAAUGUUUUAGUCUUAGAAGCCCGAGAUAGAGUUGGAGGGAGAACAUAUACUGUGAGGAACGAGCACGUUAAUUACGUAGAUGUUGGCGGAGCUUAUGUAGGACCAACCCAGAAUCGAAUCUUACGGCUCUCAAAGGAGCUGAGUUUGAAGACUUACAAAGUAAACAUCAGUGAGCGACUUGUUCAGUAUGUCAAGGGGAAAAUAUACCCAUUUCGGGGCGCCUUCCCUCCAGUGUGGAACCCCAUUGCAUAUCUGGAUUAUAACAACCUAUGGAGGACAAUGGAUAACAUGGGAAAGGAGAUUCAAGCUGACGCUCCAUGGGAGGCUCCGCACGCUGACGAAUGGGACAGGAUGACGAUGAAAGAUCUUAUCGAUAAAAUCUGCUGGACCAAGACUGCUAGGCAGUUUGCUUAUCUCUUUGUGAAUAUCAAUGUGACCUCUGAACCACAUGAAGUUUCUGCCCUGUGGUUUCUGUGGUAUGUGAAGCAGUGCGGGGGCACCACUCGAAUCUUCUCAGUUACCAACGGGGGCCAGGAGCGCAAGUUUGUAGGUGGGUCUGGUCAGGUGAGCGAGAAGAUAAUGGAACUUCUUGGGGACCAAGUUAAGCUGAGUCAGCCUGUCAGCUAUGUUGACCAGUCGGGCGACAACGUCAUCGUAGAAACAUUAAAUCAUGAAGUGUAUGAGUGCAAAUAUGUAAUUAGUGCCAUCCCACCAGCCUUGACUUCUAAGAUCCACUUCAAACCAGAACUGCCACCAGAGAGAAAUCAGUUAAUUCAGCGUCUUCCGAUGGGAUCUAUCAUUAAGUGCAUGAUGUAUUACAAGGAAGCCUUUUGGAAGAAAAAGGAUUUCUGUGGCUGUAUGAUCAUUGAAGAUGAUGAAGCUCCAAUUUCAAUAACCUUGGAUGACACCAAGCCAGAUGGAUCCCUGCCUGCCAUCAUGGGCUUCAUCCUUGCCAGAAAAGCACAUCGCUUUGCCAAAGAGCCUAAAGAAACAAGGAAGAAGAAAAUCUGUGAGCUGUACGCCAAAGUACUAGGAUCACCAGAAGCUUUACAGCCUGUGCACUACGAAGAGAAGAACUGGUGUGAAGAGCAGUACUCUGGGGGCUGCUAUACAGCUUACUUUCCCCCUGGGAUCAUGACUCAAUAUGGAAGGGUUAUUCGCCAGCCAGUAGGCAAGAUUUAUUUUGCUGGUACUGAGACAGCCACACAAUGGAGCGGUUACAUGGAAGGAGCAGUGGAGGCCGGGGAAAGGGCAGCCAGAGAGGUUUUAAAUGCUUUGGGGAAGGUGGCAAAGAAAGACAUCUGGGUUCAAGAACCUGACUCAAAGGACGUACCACCUGUGGAAAUCAUCCACUCCUUCUGGGAGAGAAACCUUCCUUCUGUGACAGGCGUACUGAAGAUCAUUGGGUUUACAACAUCAAUAACUGCCCUGUGGAUUGUGCUAUGCAAAUGCAAGCAGCUACGCAGACCCUGA
This is a messenger RNA of Chrysochloris asiatica (Cape golden mole), 1584 nucleotides long. It is a transcript of the gene MAOA, whose product is annotated as monoamine oxidase A. NCBI's taxonomy places the organism in Eukaryota, Metazoa, Chordata, Mammalia, Afrosoricida, Chrysochloridae. The coding region runs from base 1 to 1584 and encodes 527 amino acids. The record is from RefSeq and is a predicted model, not a curated record. Gene Ontology annotation, molecular function: oxidoreductase activity. The transcript has 15 exons.